Exophiala bonariae is the source of this 1710-nucleotide messenger RNA. RefSeq lists its product as uncharacterized. Bases 1 to 1710 code for a protein of 569 amino acids. The record is from RefSeq and is a predicted model, not a curated record. NCBI's taxonomy places the organism in Eukaryota, Fungi, Ascomycota, Eurotiomycetes, Chaetothyriales, Herpotrichiellaceae. Gene Ontology annotation, biological process: SCF-dependent proteasomal ubiquitin-dependent protein catabolic process. The transcript is spliced from 2 exons. Gene Ontology annotation, molecular function: protein binding. Gene Ontology annotation, cellular component: SCF ubiquitin ligase complex.
AUGCUCAAGACCCUGUCGGCAUGUCUUUUGGACUGCCAGACUGCAGUCAAAGACAAGAAAUACGAUGUAGCGUUGGCCGCGCUCAAAACAGCACUGCAAGUGAGUCGUAAAAACUGCAAAGAAGAUUAUGUCAACAUCCUUGACCACCGAGUCGCCGUCUAUCUCAACAUGGAAUUCCUGGACCUCGCUUUCAAGGACGCCAAAUCGAUGGUUCGCAGUGAUCAAAAGGAUGGCCGAGGUUACCUUAGAUGUGGUCAAAUUGAACGGCUUCUAGGCAACCAAAAUGCUGCGAUCAAUUGGUACAAGCAAGGAUUGAAACGUGUUUCUAGCACGCAUCGCGCUUUUCCGUCACUCCAGAAACAGCUCGCCAAGGUCGAAAGCCAACUCAAAAAAGAUGUGGUCUUUACUAAGGCUAAUGAUCCAAUGCUUGCUCUGCCACUCGAAACGGUUGAAUUCAUUCUCAGCUACCUUACAUACAGAGAAGUUGUUGGUAUGACCCGUGUCUCCCGACCUUGGAAUAAGCUCUUCUGUGGCUUGCGGCCUAUCAUAGAUACGAUUGAUUAUGGGGCCGCAAACAAACCUGUCAGUGCCCACAUGCUUCGCGCAUCGCUCCGGAAGCUCAGGGUUGCCAAAUCCAUAACCGCAACUGAAAUGGACAAAUCAGGGGAGGCCUUCAUCAUCAAACAUCUGCAGGUAACCACGAGCCUCCGAGAACUGAGCCAUUUGGAGCUGAAACUGAAUUCCUAUCCACUUCGUAACCUUCCUUGGUCCAAGUACAAUCUCAAAAGCCUCGUGCUGAGUGGUCUAUCUGCGUUUGAUGGUAAGGGCUUUGGAAUUGAGCAUGUUCGAACGGUUCUGCGAGACUGCCCUAGGCUUGAGGCAUUGUCCGUUCACAAUCUACAAAGUCAUGCUGCUCUGACCGACAAGGAUCUGAAUUGCCCUGCACUCCGCAGACUUGUCUUGCACGACCCCUCAAAAAAUGGUGUCAUUUCUCAAAUGACUUCAUCAACCCUGGAAACCAUGCCUAAUCUCGAGGAGCUUUCUCUUCGCGGUGUUACCGUGGUGCCGAUUCACGGUCUAGCCAUCGAUCUGAGAAAGAUGGCACUUCUUAAGAUCUUACACUUGAGAGAGAUGCAGUGGAGAGUUAGCCGUAUAUACUUACCCGUGAUGCUCCAAGAUCUGCGAUUAGGAGACCAAGGCUUGAUGGCAAAUACCGCACACCCACCUGAAGAAUCCUUCACAAGCUUGACCAACUUGACAUCGCUUGAUCUUGUACUGGAGAAGCACUGGCCUGAAUAUCUGGCAGCGAGCCUGAUGCCAGCGCCAGGGGACACCAAAUUAUCCGAGCUUCGUCUCUCUGUCAACCCAGAGCAUGCCGAUACCGUGCUACAGCUCCUCGGCUCGGGUUCUGCGAGGAAGCUGCGGCUGCUGAAACUCGACGGGUGCCAAUGGCUCAAGGACAACCAUAGCGGCAUUUUCACCACCCAUCUACCUGAGCUUGAAGACCUGACUCUGGGUGCCGCGGCGAUCACUGGCGUGUUUAUUAUGGAUUUGAUCAAGGCUCCACGUAGCAGAUUGAAGAAAGUGCAGCUGACGAACUGCAACGCUGUCUCCGGCGAUAUCAAACCUUGGGCACAGGGACAUGGUGUGAACUUGACCAUCAAGAAGCCUGGUAUCACCAACGGACAGAGAGUUCGCGAAGCGCACUGA